Messenger RNA from Dichomitus squalens LYAD-421 SS1, 1907 nucleotides. RefSeq names its product FAD/NAD(P)-binding domain-containing protein. The record is from RefSeq and is a predicted model, not a curated record. Gene Ontology annotation, cellular component: cytosol; cytoplasm; nucleus. Lineage: Eukaryota; Fungi; Basidiomycota; Agaricomycetes; Polyporales; Polyporaceae. The transcript has 4 exons. Gene Ontology annotation, biological process: small GTPase-mediated signal transduction; vesicle-mediated transport; protein geranylgeranylation. Gene Ontology annotation, molecular function: GDP-dissociation inhibitor activity. Bases 34 to 1794 code for a protein of 586 amino acids.
CGGAAUCGCAGUAGUGACCAGUGAGUACGGAGAAUGGAAUUUGACGCGAUUGUGCUAGGAACUGGUCUCUCCGAGUCGAUUGCUGCUGCUGCGCUAUCCAAAGCUGGCUUCAAGGUCGCGCAUGUAGACAACAAUCAGUACUACGGCGGCGACGAGGCAUCCCUCACAUUGGACGAGCUUGCAGAAUGGGCAGACAUACGCUCCGGUCGCAAGGACACCCCGUCCUCCGACUACCUCGCGACUCAGAAAGAGCGAUACACCUCCAUCUCCCGUUCAGAGUCCAUUCCGCCACAGUCAAGACAGUAUGCUGUCUCACUCGCCCCGUCCAUCGUUCCCUCCAUCGGAUCGCACAUCGACGCCCUCGUCGCCUCUGGAGUCUCGCGCUACGGCUCCUUCAAACUCCUCGAGAAGGUCGCCGUUUACGACCGACCGGGGUUUGUACAGAGUGUGCCCGGGAGCAAGGAGGAUGUGUUCAAGAGCAAGGCCUUAUCACUCAUUGACAAGCGACGAUUGAUGCGCUUCCUCAUGUUUGCGGCCGGGGAAUUUGAGGACAAGAAGGAACUAGAGGGAAAGGAGCAGAUGCCCUUUAGCCAAUACCUGCGCGAGGUCUUCUCUCUCAACGGUAAGGCUGUUAACGCCAUCGCAUAUGCCAUAGCCUUCUGCACAACCGGAGAAGAACACACUCUUCCGGUCCUCCGGAGAAUACGGCAGUAUCUACGCUCUGCGGGCCGAUAUGGUGCUUCUCCCUUCCUUGUCGGACACUAUGGGGGCCUGGGCGAGACAGCGCAAGGUUUCUGUCGAACAUCAGCCGUCAAGGGCGGAACGUAUAUCCUUGGUCGCCGCGUGCUCUCCGUCAAGGCGUCUUCCCUAGCGGAUAGCCUUGAGGUUGAGAAGGCUGCUUCUGACUCUGCCAAGACAGCCUCCCGAUAUGAAGUUCAGCUGGAAGACAUCGACGAGCAGCUGACCAGUACGAUCCUUCUGUCGGCUCCGGAUUAUGUCCGCCCGUCCGCCCCGAUAACGUCUUCCUCGCACGAUGUCCCUUCCGUCUCGCAUGCGCACUACCCGAUAGCUCGAUGUAUUGCGAUACUGGAACAUCCAUUGGUUUUCACGCCAGUAGAUGCACCGGAAGAGACUCCCGCUCCUGAGGUAGAGGAAUCUAUUGAGGGUGUCGAGGACGAGCUAUCCGACAAGCCAGCACCGCCAAAUUAUGAGGUCGAUACCGCCCUGCUUGUCUUCCCACCAGGUGCAUUGCCCGAUGGCUCGACCACGACAGCGGCCCAUGCUUUGGUCACAGGAGAGGCGAGCAUGUCCGCACCGAGAGGGAAAUACAUCCUCAAUAUUUCAUUGCCUCUUCCCACGUCGGAUCCGUCCAGUCCCAAGGAACUGCUGCGACCCUAUCUAGAAGCAGCUUUGAGCCUCGCCAUAUCUCCCUCUUCUCCAGAGACGACCCCAACGAGGCCGCUCUUCACCGUCUUCUACACACACAACCCGCCUUCCGGUGCAGCUCCUCCAUCUACGCCGUCCGAUAGUGGUGCCAUUUUGACGCCGCCUCCAACACAGCUGUUGCCUGCCAUUGCCGACGUAGCGACAGAGAACGCAGAGGCCAUGUUCUGGAAGGCGGUCGAGCAGUUGAAAGCUGCUGGCGUCCGGCGUUCCGUGGUGAAGGAAAGCUAUAAGAAGAGCGAUGGCGAAGAGGAGAAGGUUGAUGAUGAACGAAACCCGGAGGAGAUAGACUCUUUCUGGCCGCCCUUAGACGCUACCGAGGAGGAUUCGAGCACGGCGGACGAAUGGUGAGCUGAGGCUGGGAAUGGAGUAUGGCAGCGAGACAUGAAGCUGUAUUCUAUGUACAUGCACGCAUGAGAGGGGCUCUUUCACUCAGCAUAUACGAAAUAACUUGUAGCAAAUGC